AUGAGUGUUUGCUGUGUGUACGAUUGUCCGGGAAAUGACUCCCCGCAGAACAGUGGCGAAUGCAGUAGUUCCGGCAACGUUACCGCAUUUCAUCAAUUUCCUAUUGGAAACCCCGUGCGAGUAGCGGAGUGGUGCGAACUGCUUUCGAUCGAUACCGAUUCCGAUUUAGGCGGAAUGCUUGUCUGCCGUAGACAUUUUUCACCGCAGCAGUACGACUUCUCCUCAGAUAGCAAAAAUCCACUGAAAGCCGAUGCCGUUCCGGAUCGUCAUUUACCCAAGAUAGUGCGAUCGGAAACGCCUAGAACUGUGAACAAAUCGAAAGCAGCCCAGAGAAGCACGGAAGACAAGUUCAAUCCACCGGUGCUGGUGGUUAACGAUUUGGGUAAAGUUUGUCGAUUGUGUUUGGAAACGGAUGAGCAGUCAACGCAUGAGACCCUAUUUGACAAACAGGACAUUGUGGAGUUCAUUGCACAAUCGAUUGGGAUAGAGGUUGAACCAAACGAUGAAUAUCCAAAAAUGAUAUGCCAAACAUGUAUCGAAAGAGUGACAUACAUUCACCGCAGUCGUGAGUGGUUCCACAAAAAUGAUCAAUUCUUGAAGACACUGGUCGGGGAGCUUUCCAACGAAAUGGAGUUACCCCUCCCGGAACCGACCGAACAAGCGAUUCCGACAGACGAUGAAGCGCAAGAACAAGCGCCGGAAAUGUUCGAAGCAGUAGAAUUGAUCGAAUGUAAAGAAGCUGUGCUGGAGCAAAUAGCAGAAAAGCCCAGAAGGUCGCACCGCACCUCGGCCAGGAAGUCCCUAUUGCGGAUGAAACGAAAACAGCGGAAGUCGAGAAUUCCUUCCGAUUCGGAGACGGAGGAACCCUUCGAUAUUGUGGAUGCCAGAUCGGAGAUGCUGGAGCGGUGCACCAAGAUGAAGAGCAUCAACGGUCAAUACCCGUGUGACUGCGGAGUUGCUUGUAAUAGUUUGAAACGACUUCUCCGACAUAUCAUGGAUGAGCACGACAUACACGGCAAUGUUACCAUGAAGCGCGCAAAGAUAAAGGUGCCGCAGAAGAAAGCACGGGCCGAUCCGAUAGUACUGGAACAGAUGGCCGCUGUCUUCAAUGGUUUAAAGUAAAAGUAAUUGUUUAAAAAAGACCACAUUUUGAAAGUGUAGUUGCAUUGUACCAAAGAAAUUAAUUGUUAUGAGAAAACAGUACACACAAUAAAUAAGUAAAUUUUAUUCAUUACCCC
Armigeres subalbatus is the source of this 1238-nucleotide messenger RNA. RefSeq lists its product as uncharacterized. Gene Ontology annotation, cellular component: nucleus. The transcript has 3 exons. Gene Ontology annotation, molecular function: zinc ion binding. Lineage: Eukaryota; Metazoa; Arthropoda; Insecta; Diptera; Culicidae. The record is from RefSeq and is a predicted model, not a curated record. Bases 1 to 1122 code for a protein of 373 amino acids.